CUGGGUCCAUGGGGUGCCGUGGACUUUGAUGGAGGCCUCAGAGAUGGUAGAGCAGGAGGGCUGGCCUCUCAUAAGACUGGCCCCUGUGCCUCUUGUUUUAGCCUCUUCCAGCCCCCAUCCCUGCCUCUUGCUCUCCAUUCUCUACAUGCCCCUGAAGUGCAUAAAGAUGAUGUGAGGAGGCUGAGGCACCGCCCUGCGCCAGAAAGUUCUUGGAACUUCCCACGGUCACAUUCCUAAGAUGGAAUGUUGUGAGGCUGCCUCUGCUGUCCUUUGGAGAAGUCUCCUGCUCCCAUUAUUAAAAAUCUCAACAUGUAUCUCGAUGUCUGUAUAUUUCAGUAUGCAUUAAACAUGGGAUUGGAAGAGUGUCAUGGGAGGUCCAUAUACAUGGACGGUCUGGGAUUUGCUUCUGCCUUCCAGUGCUUUCCCUUGAGCUCUCUGGGAAGAUGUGGGCUCUGGGAGAUUCUCAGCCGGUUUUGUCAUGCCCAGCUGAGUGGAAGGGGUCGAGUGGGAUAUGCAAAGCUCCCUCCUGUUCAUGGCCUUGGAUGUAACCAAGGAGGGCUUGGCCUCGGACCAUAAGUGGGGUUUUCUUGCAGGUGUACACAGAGGAAUGUCCCAUCGCGUGGCUGUGUGGGAGAGUGGGCUCUGGGGAGGCAGAGCUGGGACCCUCUGCUGAGCAGGGAGGCAGUGGACCCUGUUUGUUCCUCAUGUGUGGGAAACCUGCCAAGGGAGGCUGCGGUUAUUUUGCCCCGCUUUUUCCACGGACGAAACAGGAGUCAGUUGAAAUUUGCAAGUAGGUGAUGGGAGAGGUGGGCCUGAACCCCAAGUCCUUAGGCUGAAAACCUGGGCCUUUCUUGGUCUCUGCAGAUGUGCUCCAUUGCAGGGCGGGGAGGUGCUGGGGUCGGCCUCUUUGAAGUCGGGCUGAUGGACACGUUUGGGGCUGGUGGAGGCACCCGCGCUUGCAUGGAGGAGGGUGUGGGACCCUCUGCCAAGUGUCAAGUUAGCCUGAAAGGAGGUGCAGACUGGGGGCUUUGCUUUUUGCCCUGGGGUAAGAAAAAAAGAAAACAAUGCAGGCCGAGGAAGCAUUCCUGGCGGGGAUUACCUGGGAGGUGGCGCAGCCUCUUUGAUCCUCCUCCGUACGGCUUGCUGUAGCUUGCUCUUAUCAGGACCGCAAAUUCCCUGUUUCCUUUUAUGUUGGGAACCUACUAGAGGCUCUGAUACUGGAAGCGGGGUGCCUCAUUCUUGCCUGCAGGAUGCAGUGUCCGGUACACAGGCGUCAGCGCCCACAUGGGGGUGGACAGUGGAGGGCCAGCCUGGGCGAGUCCCCUGUGCUCAGGCCUCCUUGGUGGGGGUGGGGUGGGAGUGGUCUGGAGGCUGGUCAUUUGUCAUUCGUCAGAGGGACGAUGGGCAGGCAGUGAUGUCCAGAGGCUUACUCACUGCCUGCCUUCUAGCCAGCCCUCUGGAAAAGAGGCCGUGCUUCCAGGUUGGAGACUUCCUCUGGAGAAUUCCGUGACACACGUUCUUGAACUGUGGAUGUGAUUCAGUAAGGUGCAGUUGAUGGCAGGUGGGGUGGAAUAAUUCCUUGUUGGAUAGUUUGCUCCAGGAAUGGUGUGGCCUUCCUGCCUCCUCUCACUAGACGCUAGUGGUCUCCUCAGUGGUGGUGAUGGUUAAAAUGUCCUCACAUUUCCAAAUGUCCCCUGCGCCUCCAAUUAUUAGUAGGCAGAGAAUUCAGUCCGCACUUAAAAAAACAAACUAGGAUGAAAAAUCCCAGAGGGUAUUCUCCCAGUUGCCACGUAAUAUUCCUGAAAAAUCUUCAAGUUAUUUACCCAUGAGGUGUGUUACCUGGUUGUUACUUAAGAGAGAUUUCUGUAUGUGUUGCAAGGAGAGGCAUUGCAGAAACCGACGGGCAUUUUUGUCAUUCUACAUUGUGACUCUUCCUUUCCUGUGUUUGAAAGAUGAAAAGAUAGCACCCCCUGGACGGGCAAGGGUUGGUUUAAAAAACAGUGUUGGGACUGAAAGGUCCAUUAGUGAGCUCAGUGCAGGCAGGGGUGAUGGUCCUGGUGGAGGUAGCCAUUUCAAAGCUUCUAAGUGUGGCUGAGGAAGGAAGGAAAAGUCAGCCUCUCCCUUACGUAGGACGCUUGCGAACUUUCCGAGACACACUCUUGGCCUCAAAGAUUGUUCCGACCCUGGCCAUUUGUAGGACUUAUCCAAGGUGGAUCUGAGCCUCCUCGUGUAUUCCAGGCUGAGACCAGGAUCCGGGUGCAUCACCAGCUGGCAGAAGAUGGGGCUUAGGCAGAAGAUGGGGACUAGGCACUCUGCACGCCCGGCACAGCCAGAAGAAUUAUCCUCGAGUCUGCACACUUUUAAGAACAAGGCCUUCAAAAAAAAAUCCAAAGUGUGCGGAGUUUGCAAACAGAUUAUUGAUGGUCAAGGCAUUUCAUGCCGAGCCUGCAAGUUUUCCUGCCACAAGAAAUGUGAAGCCAAGGUGGUGAUUCCCUGCUGUGUACAAGUCCGUCUGGAACAGGUUCCAGGGAGUUCCACGCUGUCCACUUCUCUCUGCCGUGAUAAACCUGUGGGGCCCGUCGUCCUGAGCCCCACCAUGGAGGAGGGCCACGGGCUGGACCUCACCUACAUCACGGAGCGCAUCAUCGCCGUGUCAUUCCCCGCCAGCUGCUCCGAGGAGUCCUACCUGCACAACCUGCAGGAGGUCACGCGCAUGCUCAAGUCCAAGCACGGGGACAACUACCUGGUGUUAAACCUUUCAGAAAAGAGAUAUGACCUUACGAAGCUUAACCCAAAGAUCAUGGAUGUGGGCUGGCCGGAGCUCCACGCACCACCCCUGGAUAAGAUGUGUACCAUAUGCAAGGCGCAGGAGUCCUGGCUGAACAGCGACCCCCAGCACGUGGUUGUCAUUCACUGCAGGGGCGGGAAAGGACGCAUAGGAGUGGUCAUAUCAUCCUACAUGCACUUCACCAACGUCUCGGCCAGCGCUGACCAGGCCCUUGACAGGUUUGCAAUGAAGAAGUUUUACGAUGACAAAGUUUCAGCUUUAAUGCAGCCUUCCCAGAAACGGUAUGUUCAGUUCCUCAGUGGGCUCCUGUCCGGAUCUGUGAAAAUGAAUGCCUCUCCCCUGUUCCUGCAUUUCGUCAUCCUCCACGGCACCCCCAACUUUGACACAGGUGGAGUGUGUCGGCCCUUUCUGAAGCUCUACCAAGCCAUGCAGCCCGUGUACACCUCCGGGAUCUACAACGUUGGCCCGGAAAACCCCAGCAGGAUCUGCAUUGUCAUCGAGCCGGCCCAGCUUCUGAAGGGGGAUGUCAUGGUGAAAUGCUACCACAAGAAAUACCGCUCGGCCACCCGUGACGUCAUUUUCCGCCUACAGUUUCACACUGGGGCUGUGCAGGGCUACGGGCUGGCGUUUGGGAAGGAGGAUCUGGACAAUGCCAGCAAAGAUGACCGUUUUCCUGACUAUGGGAAGGUUGAGUUAGUCUUCUCUGCCACGCCUGAGAAGAUUCAAGGGUCCGAACACUUGUACAACGACCACGGAGUAAUUGUGGACUACAACACGGCAGACCCACUGAUACGCUGGGACUCGUACGAGAACCUCAGUGCAGAUGGAGAAGUGCUACACACGCAGGGCCCUGUUGAUGGCAGCCUUUACGCGAAGGUGAGGAAGAAAAGCUCCUCGGAUCCUGGCAUCCCAGGGGGUCCCCAGGCCGUCCCGGCCACCAGCAGCCCAGACCACAGUGACCACACCUUGUCUGUCAGCAGCGACUCUGGCCACUCCACAGCCUCUGCCAGGACUGAUAAGACGGAAGAGCGCCUGGCUCCGGGAACCAAGAGGGGCCUGAGUGCUCAGGAGAAGGCCGAGUUGGACCAGCUGCUCAGUGGCUUUGGCCUGGAAGAUUCUGGAAGCUCCCUGAAGGAAAUGACUGAUGCUCGAAGCAAGUACAGUGGGACUCGCCAUGUGGUACCGGCUCAGGUCCACGUGAAUGGAGACGCUGCUCUGAAGGACCGGGAGACGGACAUUCUGGAUGACGAGAUGCCCCACCAUGACCUGCACAGUGUGGACAGCCUUGGGACCCUGUCCUCCUCAGAAGGGCCGCAGUCAGCCCACCUGGGCCCCUUCACCUGCCACAAGAGCAGCCAGAACUCACUCCUGUCUGAUGGUUUCGGCAGCAACGUUGGUGAAGAUCCACAGGGCACCCUUGUUCCGGACCUGGGCCUUGGCAUGGACACCCACUAUGAGCGGGAGCGGACUUUUGGGAGUCGAGAGCCCAAGCAGCCCCAGUCCCUGCUGAGGAAGCCCUCGGUGUCCCCCCAGAUGCAGGCCUAUGGGCAGAGCAGCUACUCCACGCAGACCUGGGUACGCCAGCAGCAGAUGGUGGUGGCUCACCAGUAUAGCUUCGCCCCCGACGGGGAGGCCCGACUGGUGAGCCGAGGCCCUGCAGACAACCCUGGCCUCGUCCAGGCCCAGCCAAGAAUCCCACUCACCCCCACCCGAGGGACCAGCAGCAGGGUGGCUGUCCAGAGGGGUGUGGGCAGUGGGCCACAUCCCCCCGACACACAGCAGCCCUCUCCCAGCAAAGCAUUCAAACCCAGGUUUCCAGGCGACCAGGUUGUGAAUGGAGCCGGCUCAGAGCUGAGCACAGGCCCCUCCCCAGGCUCGCCCACCCUGGACAUCGACCAGUCCAUCGAGCAGCUCAACAGGCUGAUCCUGGAGCUGGAUCCUACCUUCGAGCCCAUCCCUACACACAUGAACGCCCUUGGUAGCCAGGCCAACGGCUCUGCGUCUCCAGACAGCAUGGGAGUCGGGCUUCGGGCAAGCAGCAGGCUGCCUGACACAGGAGAGGGCACCAGCAGGACCCCCGGGCGUCAAGGCUCCUCAGCUGACCAGCCCCUGGGCGGGAGACUCAGGAAGCUGAGCCUGGGGCAGUACGACAAUGACGCUGGAGGACAGCUGGCCUUCUCCAAAUGUGCGUGGGGAAAGGCUGGCGUGGACCAUGCCCCGAACCUGCCGCCGUUCCCCUCGCCAGCGGAUGUCAAAGAGACGAUGACCCCUGGCUAUCCCCCGGACCUCAAUAUGAUUGAUGGCAGGAUUUUAAGUGGCAAGGAGGCCAUGUGUUCAACUCCAGCAUUUCCUGUGUCUCCAGAAACACCGUACGUGAAAACAGCUCCGCCCUAUCCUCCAUUCAGCCCACCUGAGCCCCUGCUGAGCAGCCCGGCCAGUCAGCACAAAGGAGGACGGGAACCACGAGGCUGCCCUGAGACGCUCAGUCACGCCGUGGGGAUGUCAGAGAGCCCCGUCGGACCCAAAUCCACCAUGCUGCGGGCCGACGCGCCCUCGACGCCCUCCUUUCAGCAGGCUUUUGCUGCUUCCUGCAGCAUUUCCAGCAAUGGCCCUGGCCAGAGGAGAGAGAGCUCCUCUUCUGCUGAACGCCAGUGGGUGGAGAGCAGCCCCAAGCCCGCAGUGUCCUUGCUGGGGAGCUGCCGGCCCACCGGAAGUCCCCUCAAUGCUGAGUUCUCCGGUGUCAGCAAGGACUCCCCAGUGCUGCCCUGCUUCCAGCCGGCAGAGCUCCAGGCCUCCUUCCACAGCCAUGAGCUGUCCCUAGCAGAGCCACCGGCCUCCCUGGCUCCCCCCAGCAGCCAGGCCUUCCUGGGCUUCAGCACUGCCCAGGUGGGAAGUGGCCUUCCCCCCGAGGAGGACCUGGGGGCCUUGCUGGCCAAUUCUCACGGAGCAUCACCAGCCCCCGGCAUCCCGCUGACAGCAACAGGGGCUGCUGACAAUGGCUUCCUGUCCCACAACUUUCUCACGGUGGCACCUGGACACAGCGGCCGCUACAGUCCAGGCCUGCAGGGCCAGAGUGCGACCCUGCCUGGGCAGCCGCCCCUCCCUGAGAAGAAGCGGGCCUCGGAGGGGGAUCGUUCUUUGGGCUCAGUCUCCCCCUCCUCCAGUGGCUUCUCCAGCCCCCACAGUGGGAGCACCAUCAGUAUCCCCUUCCCAAAUGUCCUUCCGGACUUUUCCAAGACUUCAGAAGCGGCCUCGCCUCUGCCAGAUAUUCCAGGUGAUAAACUUGUGAUUGUGAAAUUUGUUCAAGACACUUCCAAGUUCUGGUACAAGGCGGAUAUUUCAAGAGAACAAGCCAUUGCCAUGUUGAAGGACAAGGAACCGGGCUCAUUCAUCGUUAGAGACAGCCAUUCCUUCCGAGGAGCCUAUGGCCUGGCCAUGAAGGUGGCCACGCCCCCACCUUCAGUCCUCCAGCUGAACAAGAAAGCUGGAGAUUUGGCCAAUGAACUUGUUCGGCACUUUUUGAUCGAGUGUACCCCGAAGGGAGUGCGGUUGAAAGGGUGCUCGAAUGAACCAUAUUUCGGGAGCCUGACGGCCUUGGUGUGCCAGCAUUCCAUCACGCCCUUGGCCUUGCCGUGCAAGCUGCUUAUCCCAGAGAGAGAUCCUUUGGAGGAAAUAGCAGAAAAUUCUCCACAAACGGCAGCCAAUUCAGCAGCUGAGCUGUUGAAGCAGGGGGCAGCCUGCAACGUGUGGUACUUGAACUCUGUGGAGAUGGAGUCCCUCACUGGCCACCAGGCGAUCCAGAAGGCCCUGAGCAUCACCCUGGUCCAGGAGCCACCCCCUGUGUCCACGGUCGUGCACUUCAAGGUGUCAGCCCAGGGCAUCACCCUGACAGACAAUCAGAGGAAGCUCUUCUUCCGGAGGCAUUACCCCGUCAACAGUGUGAUUUUCUGUGCCUUGGACCCACAAGACAGGAAGUGGAUCAAAGACGGCCCUUCCUCAAAAGUCUUUGGAUUUGUGGCUCGGAAGCAGGGCAGUGCCACGGACAAUGUGUGCCACCUGUUUGCAGAGCAUGACCCUGAGCAACCUGCCAGUGCCAUCGUCAACUUCGUAUCAAAGGUCAUGAUCGGCUCCCCAAAGAAGGUCUGAAAGCCCCCCUCACACCCCAGACCCACCGAUGCCUCUCGAAGCCCUGGAGACAGCCGUGGGGUGAGGGUGGGGUCCCCACUUUGUACCAAACUGAUGAACCUGACAUUCCAGGCCCAUGAGGGGAAAGAGGAUCUUCCAGCUCUACAAAAACAAGAACAAACAUCACCGUGAAUUGGCCUUUCCUGAAAGUGACUUAUCUGACACAUCUCUGUAGCCACACGCUUUUUGGGUAGAAGAAGCUUGGCACGGGUGUACCACCCCCCAGGGUCCCUGUGGGAAAGGUAUCUGCAAGGAAACAGCACAGAACACGAGGUGGUCCCCAUGUCCCUGGCACACCAGCAUUCUGGGGAAUGAGGAGUCCCAAGCCCUUGAGGCAGAGGUGCCGAGAGACUGCCCUCCUUCCCCGUCGGCAUGGGCACUCCUGCCCAGCUGCACCUGAGGCCAGGGGUCUUCCUCACCUUGUCUUUCCAAGAUGGAGAUGCUAAUGAAACUGAGAAGGGGGGGUGUAUGUUUGACGAAGGUUUGUGCAAGUCAGGCCCUUCUGGAACACUGGGGAACCUAAAACGAGGGACCUUUGCGAUGAUGGGCCGUGAGGAGGGGGGUGGUGGGAUGAAUUGGCCACUCCGCCAUGGUGAGCGCUCCAUGCCUCCUGCUGACCCGUGGCGAGCUGGGUGAGCUGGGCUGGGGAGAGCCUGUGAGGACCCUGAGAGGAGAAGCAAGAAGAAGGAAGCAAAAAUGCCAUUUCUAUAUAAUUUAUAUUUUACUUAUGCCAAAUUAUUUAUGAUAAUUAGCCAUUGCUAUGCUGUACCAGUGUCAAAUGCUGCAGCCUGCCAAGCUGUGAUUUUACGAGGCUUGUCCCCAUAUAGGACACACCGCAGGCCCCUGGCCACCAAAAUCAUGUGCAGUGGACUUCGGGCACUGCUGUUAAGUCCCCCAUGUGCGGUGCCGCCCAAAGGUGGCUUUGCCUCGAGCAGCCCACCCCAACGUUUUACUCAUUGGAAUGUCUUUCUUCGAUUGUGGAUGACUUCCUUUCUGAUGGGGAGAGUCCAGAAGGGAUGGAAAAUGCCUGGAUUUAAGCUCAGCAUCCCCCGCAUGGGCUUUUUGACCAUUUUCAGGCCUGACGCUGCACGACCUGAAGUCCCCGUCUUUUUAUCAGCCCUCCUCAAGCUGCUCCUUGUCACCCUGGGCUUCCUGUUGGGGACCCUGUGUGCUUGUGGCAUGUGUGGGCAGAGGGAGAAUGAGGAGAAAGAGAAGAAACCCCAGUACUGACAAGCUGUUUUUGAGUGCAACUGUUGGGCAUCAUCUAAGCCACUGAAUCAACUGUAUUUCAGACUUAUUUUAGCAUGCCAGUGCCAUGGUUUUCUUGCUUGAAUCUGUCCGUGAUUAAAGGUUUGGGAGAAUUUGGGACCCUGGAACAUCCCCAGAGUGAGAGAAGACUGGGCCACGUCGGAAUAAGGCCUUGGCCCGCUCCUCUCACAGCGCAGGUGCUCUGCAGGCACACUGACUGUCCCGAUUGCCAUCCAGCCUGAAAUUCCCUCUCCUCUGCCUUCAAAAGUCAAGUCCCCACUCUUAGGCCACACUGGUGUCACAGGCUCCUUGUCAGGGAGCUGGGGUUUGGGAAUGUGCUUUGUGAACUCUGUUUUAAAGUGAGGGGCCGAGGAAAACUUAGCAACAGGCAGAGUUGGAAGCAGCCAAAUCACAGUGGGUGUUGUGUGCGUGUGUGUGUGUGUGUGUGUGUGUGUGUGUGUGUGCCUGUGUGAAAGCAGGUGGACAUUCCACUUUUUAGCUCCUAUUGAUGCACCAAACCAAGUGCCUCAUUUCCGUGCCAAAUGUUUGCCUUGGUCUUUGUGGGCCUCCUUCCCUAACGUGCGGUGGCGUGACUGUCAGGAGGUGCUGGCAUUUUCGGCAGAUCCUCAUGUGUUGGCCCUGAUGUCUUUGGCAGAGGCUUCUGGCAUCUUGGUUUUUCAUCCACUGUAGGAAUGUGGCCACGGGGAGCAUAGGUUUGUGCUUUCCUCAAGAGGUGCGUCAUCCUGAGAUGGUGUCUACCCACGUUUAAUCAAAAGAUUACAGGCCAGUUCCUUUAUCCUUCUGAUGAAGGAUGAGAGAGCUCAUUUAGAAGUCAGAGCAAACUAAGGUUGCAGAAUUGAGAAGCACAGCCUACCAGAGAAUCACAGAGACAUUGGGGUGCCCGCAGGGGCCCUCGUGAAGCCAUGCCUCCAUGGCAUUCAGGAAGCCGUGCAAAUGUGCUUUUUGAACUCAUUGGCCAGGUCUGAUUUUUACGCAAGGUAAACGUGGUCAAGGGCACCAGGGAAUUUGCUCCAAGCAGAUAGCUCCUUCUGAGGAACCAAAGGAAGCAAGCUUCCACGAUUUCUGAAGAGCUGGUACAGGAGGUUUCUUUCUUCCUUUUGUGUUACAUAUGCAUUAAACAGAACAAGAUGUGUGUUACCACAGAUUGUACUGUGGACUCAGAAACCGUGAGAGAACCCUCACCAUGGACUCCGGCUCUAGGGCCACAGGAAAAGGAACGUUUCCAGGCAUUUUGCCUCCAGGGCUCCCACUGGGCAGGCGCAUACCGCCCUGGAGAGUAAAUGCCCAGAGUUCACAAACUGUGCGCAGUGCAUGUUAUGGCCAGGAUCCUACUAACUACUCAGAAAAAGAACGUAUUGUAUUCCUCCAGUGUUAAGCUAUAGCCAUGUUAAAAGUCACCGUGCAUUUAUCCUCAGCAUCAAAUACCUUGUAAUGUCUUCUCUGCCUUACUUGUUAGUGCAUAUUUUUACUUUUCUGAUACUGUAAAGAAUAUAUCCAGUAUGUAAAUGAAUGUUCUAUAAAUCCUUUGUAUAGUCAUUUUCUCUGCUCUUUAAAUAUCAUCUCUAUUCAGAGUAUAAUAAAAUUAUCAACUUGGUAA
Messenger RNA from Sapajus apella (tufted capuchin), 9839 nucleotides. RefSeq names its product tensin 3 (gene TNS3). The transcript has 31 exons. Lineage: Eukaryota; Metazoa; Chordata; Mammalia; Primates; Cebidae. Gene Ontology annotation, biological process: dephosphorylation. Bases 2279 to 6934 code for a protein of 1551 amino acids. The record is from RefSeq and is a predicted model, not a curated record. Gene Ontology annotation, molecular function: protein binding; phosphatase activity.